Jatropha curcas is the source of this 1357-nucleotide messenger RNA. RefSeq lists its product as uncharacterized. The record is from RefSeq and is a predicted model, not a curated record. NCBI's taxonomy places the organism in Eukaryota, Viridiplantae, Streptophyta, Magnoliopsida, Malpighiales, Euphorbiaceae. Gene Ontology annotation, molecular function: protein binding.
AUAUAUACGGUUAAAUGCUCCUAAAUUCGCUCGCGGUCACAGAUGCGCAUUUAUCUCUCUCGCUUCAAAUUCACGUUCCAUUGUUACAGAUUUUUUUUUAUCUUUUCUCGGAAAAGUGAAGGAAAAUAUGCAUUCGCUUUCUAGUAUUAAAGUGCUUACCGAUUUCCGCGCAAGUCCGCGCUUGCCGGUUCGUAGCUCCUGUUUCGAGAGGAAGGCGUGGCUAAAUUUUGGGGAUUCCGCGAGGACAUGUCGUAUUGUAGCGUGUUCCGUGGAGAGAAACGGAAAUGGCGGUGGAGGAACAAGUUCGAGCUCAAGUUCUGGGUCGGGUUUGGGUUCGGAUCAUAGUGCAAGUUCGUUUUUGUCGCGGACUCAAACUUAUGCUUUGUUGAAGCAGCAAAUGGAAGUUGCUGCCCAAUCUGAGGAUUACGAAGAAGCUGCUAGACUUCGUGAUUCAUUGAAAUCGUUUGAGGAAGGGGAACCAGUUCUGCUACUUCGUAGGAUGCUUAAGGAGGCCAUCAGUGACGAACGAUUUGAGGAUGCUGCUAGAUAUCGUGAUGAACUGAAAGAAAUCGCCCCACAUUCGCUCCUGAAAUGUUCGAGUGAUGCAACAACCUUGGGGAUCAGGGUUCAAGUUAGGAGCGUGUACAUUGACGGCAGAAGUCAGCCUUCUAAGGGACAGUACUUCUUUGCGUACAGAAUAAGAAUCACUAAUAACUCAGAUCGUCCUGUUCAACUGCUCAGAAGACAUUGGAUUAUCACUGAUGCCAAUGGAAAAACUGAGAAUGUCUGGGGUGUUGGAGUUAUAGGUGAACAGCCAGUUAUACUUCCUAAGACAGGGUUUGAAUACUCAUCUGCUUGCCCAUUAACUACUCCUGAUGGCAGAAUGGAAGGUGACUUUGAGAUGAAACAUAUUGAUACGGUAGGCUCACCAACUUUCAAUGUGGCUAUUGCACCAUUUUCUCUCUCAAUACUAGGAGACGAAAGUGACACUUUUUGAGACAUGAACUAUAAAAUCACUUUUCCGAGACGAGGACCUGCAUCUGUGCUAUGUGUUGUGCCAAUGUGAAAGCGGAUGGUUAAAAAAGAAAUGUAAAGUAGUGUAUUUUUAUUGUGUAAAUGUAAAUUUCUCUCCAUUGUUGGGGAAUAUGAAUCAAUAAUGAAUUGUUUUACUAUGAUUUAUGUUACAUUCUCUAUAUUAAAACAAAACAAAAUUACUAGAGUUGUAAAUCAUUUACAAGGUUGGUUAUGAGCUCUAAGCUCAAUGCAUGAAUUGUAGGGUUAUUAUUAUUACUUGCAAGAUGUAGUUAACAGUUGAUACUACUUACUCAAUUGAAACACAUUGUUAUGUGCUUUUUGA